Vespa mandarinia (Asian giant hornet) is the source of this 6844-nucleotide messenger RNA. RefSeq names its product tripartite motif-containing protein 2. The record is from RefSeq and is a predicted model, not a curated record. Gene Ontology annotation, molecular function: zinc ion binding; protein binding. Lineage: Eukaryota; Metazoa; Arthropoda; Insecta; Hymenoptera; Vespidae.
ACAGAGAUAAGUUCACAAGCUUGACAUCAUUUAAAUAAGUACUACAUUUAAUAUAAAGGAAAAAUAUAUAUACUUUUUGUUUAUAAAAAAAUAACAAAAAAUGAAAGAAAAAAUCCAUAUAUGAAAAACGAACAUAAAAUAUCGAGUUUGAUUGAAAAUUGUGUGAAAGAAAAAAUAUAUGAGUAGAUAUGAGUACAAGAAAUAUAUAAGAAAUUAAAAAAAUGUGAGAAAGAGAAAGAAAGAAAGAAGAUAAAAGGUUCUCACAAGAUGAUUAUGAUAGAGAAUGAGUAUGAGUAAGAAAAGUAAAAACAUUGAAAAUGAUACCGAGGAUUCGAAAUAAUAAGAAUUUGAAGAUCAAAGUGAGAAUAAAUCGAUGAAUAACGACAUUCAAGAGAAGAUCAGAGAGAUAGGUUGUAAGGGUCUGUGGAAUAUUAUAUAGUCAGUUUCGUCCGUCCGAUCCAGAAUAAAGAAUCUUAAAGGAGAGUGAGCAGAGAGACAACAAUGGGUGCACUGCGGCGAAUCUUCGGAUCGGCACUCUUUGUGUUACUCGUACGGUUUCCUUACUAGUGCAAAUGUCGUUGAAAGAGUUCGAACGUGUACUCCCGUAGAAUUAUUCAUCUGUCACACAAAGAGAGAGAGAGGGAGAGAAAGAGAUAGAAAGAGAAAGAGAGAGAGAGAGAGAGAGAGAGAGAGAGAGAGAGAGAGAGAGAGAGAAAGGAUAAUCUACGUAUGAUGAGCUCGUAAAAUGUUUCGUUUGUUCGUUCGAAGAUGUGCCGUACUUUGCGUGAAAUUUAGGUUUUGAAUCUUUAAGUCUACGGAAGAAAGAAACGUAUUGUUCGAAAGAAAACGAUCAUGGCCAUUUCGUGGAAAUUAUCGAAAUAACUUUUUUCUCUCAACUUUCUUGCUUUUUUUUUUUUUUAAAUAGCACGUGUCGCGCGUCGCGUCUUUUGAUUUACGUAUAUUCGUUUGCCGAUCGAUCGAUCGUUUUUUGAUUAAAACAUAAAACGAUUGUUAUCGAUAAAAAGAAGUUUAUGUGUGAGUAAAGAUGAAUGUGUGUGAUGGUCAGUGACGGUAAAUGACGGAUAAAAUGACGGGUACUUUAACCAUGUUCUAGUGUUUACUUAAUUCAUUUUUGCUCAAUCGAAUAUUUUUGACAAUAGCGACGUUUCACGUGCUUUCGAAAACGUGUGCCAUAUACAGAUUCUUACAUGGAUGUAUAACAUUCUUUUGAAAAAUACACAACAGUUCAAACUCCAUUAUGGAUGCAUUACGUUUAGCUGUGCAGUGAGUUUAUAAACGACACGGCUAGGGGAGAGGAUGGUCAGCAUGAGCUCCAUGCUUGUGGAAACAGUCAGUAUAAAUUAUGAAGAUUUUAAUGAAAGUUUCUUAACAUGUGGGACAUGUUUAUGUGUUUAUGAUGGUGGGGAACAUACUCCAAAACUAUUACCAUGUUCUCAUACGGUAUGUUUACAUUGUUUAACAAGAAUUGCUGCAUCACAAACAAGAGAAACUGGAGCAUUUCGAUGUCCAAUUUGUAGAGAAUUAAUAACUAUCCCUCGUGGAGGAGUUCCUGCUUUACCUCCCAGUUUUCUUGUCAACCAACUUCUUGAUCUUAUGUCCAGACAGAGACGAGAGGUUAUUCCAAAGUGUUCAGUACAUAUAAAUCAAGAAUUGCUAUUUUGUGAAACUUGUGAUACAGUUUUUUGUACAAUAUGUACAAGUGGUACACAUGCAGGUACAUCGCCAGGCUGUACGGAACAUACAAUUAUCCCUUUUAGCAUUGCAAUAAAACGGAUGUCUGAAAUACUACUUUAUAAAGCAAAUGAAUGUAUAUCUAAGUUGACACAGGCUCAAGAUUCUGUGAGCACAGAACUUCAACGUUUAGACGCUGCUAUGGAAAGAUGUUUACAUGCUGUUGAUGCUGAAUUUGCGGAUAUUAUUUCUAAAGUAGAAAAACGUCGUGUGGAAUUACAAGCUGCCGUUAGUGCUGCUGUUAGAGAUAAAAAGCGAGUACUUGAAGAACAACAUGCCGCGAUAGAAACGGAAAAAAAUAAAGUUGAAAGAGAAUGUGAAGGAUUGCAAUAUCAAAUUGAAGUUCAAAAUAUAACGCAACGAAUUGGAAGCUUAUCUGAUCAACUUGAUGCAGCUACAGCGCUUAGUGAGCCAAGGGAAAAUGCUUUUAUUACGUUUGAAUUUUAUCAUAAUAAUGCAUCUAUUGAAUUAGAAAAGGCACUUAAUAACUUAGGAAGAAUACGCUCCAGUACAACAUUACCUGGUUUAUGUAGAGCUAGACUUAAAGAUCCAGCAAUAGUUAAACUGCAAGGAGUUGUUGUAGUUGAAACAGUUGAUUACCAUGGUCAUCCGCGUAAUGUUGGAGGAGAUCCUAUUGGAGCAGAUUUAAUGCUAGCAGAUAAUAUUCAAUUAGAAAAUCAAAAUCAAUCAAUUGAAACUGAAGUUAAAGACUUAGAUAAUGGUACUUACGAAGUACUGUUCAGGCCACCAUAUGCUAGUCGUUAUAUUUUAAAAUUAUCUGUAUUCGAAAGACCUAUUAAAGAUUAUCCAUUGUUCUUUGAUGCCACGGAACAUAAUGAGCCAAUUAGAGUCUAUGGAAAAAGAGGAAAUGGUGAAGAUGAAUUUCAUCAACCAGUUGGAGUUGCAAUUGAUGAUAAUAGAUAUGUUUAUAUUUUAGAUACUGGCAAUUCACGAAUUAAGGUACUGAAUAGUGAUUUAGAAUUUCAAAGACACAUAAACAAUGAAGGCUUGGAAGGACGUAGUUGUACAGGAAUUGCCAUAUCUCAACAAGGUCUUGUUGUUGUUAAUUGGAGAACACGAAGAAUCACAGAAAUGAGUAUACUAGGUGAUACAAUUCGAUCUUUCUCUCAUAAUACUUUUCAAGAACCAAUCGAUAUAGCAGUAGAUAGAAGCUAUGGACAUAUACUUGUCGCUGACAAUGGACAAAGUUGUGUUUUUGUAUUUGAUUCUGAUGGUAAAAUACUGUUUCAGGUUGGUAAAAGGGGCACCUUUAGAUUAAUUAGUUCUGUUACUGUUGGUCCUGCUGGAGAAAUUUUAGUUGCUGAUAGUCGAAUUCAAGUAUUUUCUGCUAAGGGUGACUUCUCUGAAGAAAUAUAUGCUGAAGGAAAAAAUAAAGGCAUAUAUGGUGGUAUAACAGUUGAUGCAGAAGGUAGAAUACUUGCUACUCGUACAGAUAAAGGUCGGAGCAUCAUUCAAGUGUUAAAGCUGGGAGGAGGUAAUAUUUUAACUGAAAUUGAUUCUCAUAGUUCAAAAUUACGACGUCCAUCAGGCAUUGCGGUAUUAGCAGACAAUCAUUUAGUCGUGGUUGACUUGGGUAAUGAUUGCAUAAAAAAAUAUAGAUAUUGGUAAAACUUGUUCUUAAUUGACAAAUUUCACUUCGCGACUGAAUAAAAUAUAAUUAUAAAUAUGCCAAAUGUUCUACAGUUUUAUUAGUUUCUAGUUUAAUAGCUUUUAAAAUUCUAAUGUUAAUCAUAUAAUAACAGUUUUGAUACGGAUUUUAUAAUUUAGUCUGCUUUGUAAAUAAUUGUAUAAAGCGAGUCUAAUAGUUGAAUAUAAAUACGUUUAAUUUGUCACUUAAUUCAGAUUUUACUGACUCGCUUUUAUAAAUUUUCUACUACUAUCAUAUGAAAUGUGACAUGUUAAUUCUGAGUGCUCUGUACUUACAUUAUACAAGCAAUGAAGCUUAUUUAUACUUUAAAAAUCCUACAUCUCUUUUUUAUAUAUCUCAUAGAAGUAAUAAUGAUAUAUACAUUCAGGCAUAAUAAUUAUAUAUUUUUUAAAGUAUAGUUGAACAAACACAGGAUAUUAAUGUAAACAAAAUGGUUUAUAUUUAGAAAAUUCACGAUUUAGUAAUUAUUAUUACAAAGACUAUUACUAUACAUACCAAUUUAAUGUGCUUCAACUAUGUUUAAAAUAGUAAUAUGAUACUGCCCUACUGCAUUAUUUUAAACUCAGAGCAAAACAUACUCGAGAAUCUCAUGUUUUUUAACUAAUCAAUAUUUGCAUAUAGAUCAUUAUAUAUUAUACUUUAUUUUUAGCUGUCAUUUCCUUUUUCUUCUUUUUUAAUAUUUCGCUUGAUUUUUAAAUUACUAUAAAAAGUAUAAAUAAUUUUUUAAAUAGAAUUUUCUACUUUUCGUAUGUGUCAUACAGAAAUAUCAGGUCAUAAUAACAGCACUUUUGUACAUAUUAAUACAUCUAUGUAUGUAACUUACACACCAAAGCUUGACUUCUUCUGUUAACAAAAAGCAAUUAAGGCCUUGAGAAACAAACUUAUUUCUUAAUAACAUUUUUUAGGAAAAAGUUAUUUUUUGCAAAAUCUGUACACAAAAAAAUUAUAUUUGCAUUUUCAUUAUUCAUUUAUUGAUCUUGAAUCUGUGAUGUGAAUUAUAUUGUUGAUUAUAUGCAUAGAUUAACUUAAUUUUUUUUAAUGAAUUUUGCAUAAAAAAUUUCAAUAGACUGACAAUUUUUAUUAUGAUUUGCAAUAACAAUGAAAAGGUAUGUUAGAAUUUGAUUUAUAUUUUUACAGUAUUACUAUAACUCUUAUUGAAAACAAUAUUAGAUAAAAUGCAAGAAUUUCUAAUCUCAUAUAAAAUGAGAUAAGAAAUUUAACUUAUAUUGCGAUGAGUUAAUAAUUUUAUUGGAAUUUAUAUUAUCAUGACACUUAAUAGAAUUUAAUUAUAGAUUAUAAUACUCUUUUUUACAAGUUUAUAUUAGGUAACAAGUUUUAUAUUAUAUAGACACCUUACUUGAGACAUAUUUAAUUAUUGUUAUUGAAAUACCUAGGUACAGAUAAUGUUAUUUACAAUAAAAUGUAAAUGCAAAGAUAGAUGCCCUGCAUCAUACAUAUCUGUAUAUAGAUCAAAAAAUUGUAUAUUUAACUAAAUAUAUAUUCUACUUAUAUUUUUCACGAAAGAUUAUGAUAUACGAAGGAACGAAAGUUUCUUAUAAUUAAACUUUUAACUGUAUUUUUUAAAAGAACACACAAUGAUUGAAUGUUUUUGGAAUGUUUAAUUUGAAUAUUUUUUAUAUUUACUUUUUUGAUUUAUUUAUUUAUCGAGCUGAAAAAAUUAAAUAUUUUUUGUACGUAAAUAUUAACGUUUGAAAAUACGUAUAGUAUUAAAACAAACAAUCUGCACCUAGGUACACAAAAUAUAUGUAUAUCAAUGUAUUAUGCCAAAUAUUUUUUUUUUUUUUUAUGUUUACAUGAUUCUUAUAUUUUUCUCACAUACUGAUAUUUUGAAUUUUCUGAAUAGAGUAUGCAAGGUCACUGUAAUUGACCAUAAUAUCGCUCUAAUUGUCUCCCUUUGUUCUAUGUUUUAAUGUGUUAAUUAAAAUUUAUUUAACUUCACUAAAUGAUUUGUGUUUCAUUUGUAAAAAUAUAAUUUCAAUUAGAAUAUUUUAUAUCAUACAUAUGUUAAUACAUAUCCUGAAAUGAAAAAUUAUAUUUGGUUGAAUCUACUUAAGAAAUGGCAAAGAGAAAGAUUUUUGUUAUUAUGUGCAUUUAAUACUUAAAUUUUGUAUGUAAUCUACAUUUGUAUCUGUUUCUAUGUAUCAAGAAUCGUUCGCUAUUUUUAUGAACAAUAUCAUUAGAGAGUGUAUACAUAAUGUAAUAUGUCGUGAAACUUGAAUAUGAUACAUAUAGCAGAAGCAUUUACAAAAUUCCUUAAGUAAAAUAUUACUUUGCCUCAUGUACUGAAGUUACUAAUGUGAUUAGCAUGCACAGGCAUACACUUAUAGUAGUAUCUCUUGAUUUACCUUUAUUAUAAAUAUUAUACAGUAAUAUUUUGUCGUUAUUAGGCAAUUAUUAUAAAAAAAAUUUUUAAAUGAUAUACUACAGUUGCCUAUUAUGUAUGGUAAGCGAUCAAAACUUUUAUAAAUAUAUCUUAAUAUGUUAUGAUACAUAUAAUUUGGCUCCUAAUCAGGAAUAAAUAAAUCAAAUAUAUAAUUAUUACAAUACAGAAUAUAGAACUGAAAUAGUUAUAAAUUGCCAAAGUUCAGUUGUAUAAAUAAAUAUAGGCAAUAAUUUCAAACAAUAUCUUUUUAUUUUUUGGGACUGAAUUAUAGAAGUACAACAUUCCUUGUAGACUGCUUGGCAGACUUUAAUAUAAAUAGAUAGAUAUGCUAUAUAUACAUAUAUGUUUGUGUAUGCAUAUAAUGAAUAAUUACAAAUGCACCGAUGUAUUAGUCCUUUAGUGCAAAACAUGGCAGUGCCUUUAUUGAUAAAAAUUUCCAUGUAAUGUGCCUAUUAUGAUUCAUCAUAAGCCAUUCGGAUUCGUUUAUAGAUUUUUGAAAAAACGAAUAAUGAACUUUAAAAUAAAGUUCAAUUGGGACAUAAUGUUAUGAAAUGGACUUAUGAUUUUAUGAAAAUAAUAAUAUUCUUAAAUUGUACAUUUCCCGUUUCUAAAACAGAUGAUUUAAAUAUUUUAUUAAAUUUUCAUGUUACAAGAAGCAUGCUAUAAACAUAGAAUCUGUUGUAAAGUAUAGAUCUGUUAUUUUUUGUAAAGCAUAAUCUGGAUAAUAUAACUAGUAUUAUUAUACUAAUAUUCAAACUUUGGCAAAAUUAUGAAAGUUUUUAAAGUUAAUGUAAUUAUAACUAUUUUUGUUACAAUCAUAAUGUCAUUAAAUGUCAUAAAUAUCAUAAGCAUGUAUAAAUUGGAUCUAAAUUUAGAUUUGAUGUGGCAGUUUUACUUCUUGAUCCUUUAAUCUAGUCGUAUGCUAUUUGUAGUUAUAACUGAUGACCUAAUGUUAUAUAUUAUGUGCUGUUACAUAAAAUAAACAUUGUAAAUAAAUAUGUAAUCAUAGUCUGUGAAAA